Talaromyces proteolyticus is the source of this 1752-nucleotide messenger RNA. RefSeq lists its product as uncharacterized. NCBI's taxonomy places the organism in Eukaryota, Fungi, Ascomycota, Eurotiomycetes, Eurotiales, Trichocomaceae. The transcript has a single exon. The record is from RefSeq and is a predicted model, not a curated record. Bases 111 to 1733 code for a protein of 540 amino acids.
UGCAGAAAAGAACGAAAGCCGGACAUGCCUGGGUCAAAAUCCCCGGAGCCACACGGUCGGGAGGAUUUGUUUAUCUGGGUGGCGCGAGAUGGGGUGGGUUGGGUAUCGGCAUGCGUCAUUUCUGGGAGCGAUAUCCCACGCAAAUCGACAUUCGAAAUGCAGAUACGCAGCAAGGGGAGAUUACAAUGUGGCUGUAUAGUCCGUCGGCGGAGCCAAUGGAUCUUAGACCGUAUCAUGACGGCCUUGGACAGAAGACGUAUGACGACCAACUAGACGCUUUGCAGAUCACGUAUGAGGACUGGGAAGCAGGCCUCGGAACGCCGUAUGGUAUUGCAAGGACGAACGAGAUAUAUCUAUAUGCCUCCGAGAGCACGCCUACAGCUGCAACAUUGUCCGGUAUAGUUGAGGAAAUCCGUAAUCCUCCAGUGCUCGUCGUACAGUCAGAGGACAUUCAUCGAACAGAGGCAUUCGGAUCAUACUGGUCACCACAAUCAACGUGGCUGCAAUCCACCCCACAAACCGCUCAGAUUUCGCACAACUUGGAUUUUCUAUUCACAUAUUACCAAAACCAGAUUGCUCAACGCCGAUGGUACGGCUUCUGGGACCACGGGGAUAUCAUGCACACUUACGACGCCGAUCGACACACCUGGAGAUACGACAUUGGCGGGUAUGCGUGGGACAAUUCCGAACUCUCACCUGAUCUCUGGCUAUGGCUAUAUUUCCUCUGCACGCGGCGCGAAGAUUUAUUCCGGGUGGCUGAGAAUCUCACUCGACACACGUCAGAAGUUGAUAUGUAUCAUCUUGGACCACUCAGGGGCCUCGGAACACGGCAUGGAGUGCAGCAUUGGAGUGACAGCUGCAAACAAGCGCGAGUAUCGAACGCGUUGUAUCGUCGGUAUUUCUAUUAUCUUACAGGCGGCGACGAGCGGAUCGGGGAUAUUCUGCACGAGGCUCUUGAUGCAGAAGAUAAGUUUCGGAGAUUGGACCCGUAUAGAAAAGUGCGCAAGGAUAAAGGGUUGUCCGUCCAGUACGAUUCUAAUAGUGAGGCAUUAAUCUCCCUCGGCACCGACUGGUCUGCUCUCGCCGCUGCGUGGCUUGUAGAGUGGGAGAGACGCGGACCACGAUGGGAGUCUGCGCGGUCGAAGCUGUUCACAUCUAUCCAGGGUAUCAUUGACUUGAAAAAUGGCUUUGUGACCGGCCAGGCUCUGUUACAUCUGGACAGUGGCCGAAUCAGACCCCCACCUGUCGACCAUGAGAAUAAUGGACAUGUGCAAGUGUCACACCUCUCAGCAAUGUUCGGCCUUGUAGAGACGUGUGCAGACAUAAUCGACGCAUUAGCAGGCAUAGACACACCCCUUUUCAAACCCUUCAGAUCUGCAUGGCUGGAUUACUGCGUCCAUUUCAAUGGGCCGGCGACGGCGCAGAUAGGGAGGUAUGGAACCGCCUUCCCGAAACUCAUCCUGCGUCAGGGCCAUUCUCGGCUCACAGCGUAUGCAGCGAGGGAAUUGGGGGAUGGACAUCUUGCGCACCGGGCAUGGCGGGAAUUCUACAAUGGGGAUGGGUAUGCGCCGUCGGUGCCAUGGAAGACUCAGUAUAUAGAUGGUAGCAGGGUUCCAGUUGCGGUUGAGGAGGCAAGCUGGGUGUCUACUAAUAUUACGGCUUUGUAUGGGCUGGCGGCUAUUCAAGGGUUGGCUUGGAAUGCUGAUUUUAUUUCACAAAAUCUUAACAUCUAGGGUAAUCUCUUGAAGAGAA